AUGGAGCCCUACUCUCCCAAACGACCUGCUUAUGGAAGUAAAGUCGUGCAUAUUUUGUGCAGAUACGGCUUGACAAAAUUACUCUCCUCCAUUCUGCUUGACAUAAAGAAUGUCGAUGUCGAUGCGAUAGAUACAGAAUAUGGGCGGACAGCGCUAUCGUGGGCUGCCGAGAACGGCCACGAUACCAUUGUCAGGAUGCUCCUUGACACGGGCAAGGUCGAUGUCGAUGCAAAAGAUACAACUGGCUGGACAUCGCUGUCAUGGGCUGCCAGAAACGGCCACGAUACUACUGUUAGGAUGCUUCUUGAUACAGGUAAGGCUACUGAGAACGGCCAGGAUACUAUUAUUAGGAUACUUAUUGACACGGGUAAGGUCGAUAUCGAUAAAAAAGAUAUAUUUGGCUGGACACUGCUGUUAUGGGCUGCCGAGAACGGCCACGAUACCAUUGUUAAGAUGCUCCUUGACAAAGGCAACGUCGAUGUCGAUGUCAUUGAUGAGGAUAGUUAG
Molecule: messenger RNA, 507 nt
Organism: Penicillium angulare
Lineage: Eukaryota; Fungi; Ascomycota; Eurotiomycetes; Eurotiales; Aspergillaceae
Product: ankyrin repeat domain-containing protein
Exons: 2
Coding region: 1-507 (168 amino acids)
Molecular function (GO): protein binding
Source: RefSeq, a predicted model, not a curated record